ACCUCCAACACUCGCUAUCGGACAUUACAUAGGUAUCGAUCGAUAUCGUUUUCGGUCUUGGUAUCGACACCUUCUCGGUAUUUCAGUAUCGAUCCGCCCCCUGCUCCCAGGCUGGCUAGUUGAUGCUGGAUCGGUCAGUCCGUCGCUGCAGUCUCUCACAGCGGCUGGGUUUUUCUCUUUAUCGACCCCGUCUCCGCGGAGCUUCGCCCGGAUAUGUGGCUCUGAACCGACGGAGGACCGGAUCACGACGGCUUGAACAACCAUUCGUGGACAUGAGGACAAAAAAAAAGGAUUUUCACCGAGCAAAUGAGAAAAGAAUCGCCAUGACCGUUUUCCUGAUGUCUAGUCGCUCCUCCUCCUCCUCCUCCGAGGGAACUUGGCCCUUUUUGGUUUCCGGACGUACCGACGCAGGGAUGAGAUAAUAAAGCCAACCAGCCGGUGCAUGCUGCUACUACAACAACACCCGUGGCACCCGUAAAACAAACAAAAAAAAAAAAACCCACCCCGCCCUGCCCCAGGUUUAGUUCGUUCAAACGGUCGGAAACAUGACGACGCCGGCUCUGCUGCCGCUGUCGGGACGCAGGAUACCCACCCUGUCGCCGGGCGCCUCGUCCUUCCCGCACCACAGGGCCACGCUGAGGCUGUCCGAGAAGUUCAUCCUCCUCCUUAUUCUCAGUGCCUUCAUCACCUUAUGCUUCGGGGCCUUCUUUUUCCUCCCGGACAACUCCAAGCACAAGCGCUUCGACCUGGGCUUGGAGGACGUGCUCAUCCCUCACAUCGACACUCCCAAGGAGGGGAAGCACGCGUCCGGACAGGUGGUCAUACACGGGCAGGGAGCACACGACGAGCACAGACACAGGGAGGAGGAGGAAAGCCUGCGAGAUAAGAUCCGUGCGGACCACGAGCGAGCUCUGCAGGAGGCCAAAGAGAAGCUGAGGAAGUCGCGCGAGGAGCUGCAGGCCGAGAUCCAGACGGAGAAGAACAAAGUGGUGGAGGACCUGAAGAAGAAGGACCCGGGCCCUAAACCUUUGCCUCCCGUGCCCAUGCCCAAGGUGGUGGGCGUGAGCGACGGCGAACCAUCGGAGCCCGACGUCAAGGAGAAACGCGACAAGAUCAGAGAGAUGAUGAAGCACGCGUGGGACAGCUACCGACAGUACGGCUGGGGCCACAACGAGCUGAAGCCCCUCGCCAAGAAGGGACAUUCUACUAACAUCUUCGGUAACUCUCAGCUAGGAGCGACCAUAGUGGACGCCUUGGACACUCUAUACAUCAUGGGUCUGCACGAGGAGUUCAAGGACGGUCAGGAGUGGAUCGAACAGAACCUGGACUUCGGUGUGAAUGCCGAGGUGUCUGUGUUUGAGGUCAACAUUCGGUUCAUCGGAGGACUGCUGGCUGCAUACUACCUCUCCGGACAGGAAAUGUUCAAACUGAAGGCAGUCCAGCUCGCUGAGAAGCUGCUUCCUGCCUUUAACACCCCCACUGGGAUCCCCUGGGCCAUGGUCAACCUGAAGAGCGGCGUCGGCCGUAACUGGGGUUGGGCUUCAGCCGGCAGCAGCAUCCUCGCCGAGUUUGGGACUCUCCACAUGGAGUUUGUCCACCUCACCUACCUGACAGGAAACCCUGCCUACUACCAGAAGGUGAUGCACAUCCGGAAGCUGCUGGCCAAGAUGGACCGACCCAACGGGCUGUACCCGAACUACCUGAACCCCCGCACUGGGCGCUGGGGCCAACAUCACACCUCGGUUGGAGGACUGGGGGACAGUUUCUACGAGUACCUGCUGAAGGCGUGGCUCAUGUCGGACAAGACCGACACGGAGGCUCGCAAGACCUACGACGACGCCAUCGAGGCCAUCGAGCGCCACCUGAUCCGCAAGUCCAACGGCGGCCUGACGUUCAUCGGCGAGUGGAAGAACGGCCACCUGGAGAGGAAGAUGGGCCACCUGGCCUGCUUCGCCGGCGGCAUGUUCGCGCUGGGUGCUGACGGUUCGCCCGACGACAAGGCCGGACACUACCUGCAGCUCGGGGCCGAGAUCGCGCACACCUGCCACGAGUCCUACGACAGGACGGUGCUGAAGCUCGGCCCGGAGGCCUUCAAGUUCGACAGCGGCCUGGAGGCGGUGGCCGUCCGGCAGAACGAGAAGUACUACAUCCUGCGUCCGGAGGUCAUCGAGACCUACUGGUACAUGUGGAGGUUCACCCACGACCCCAAGUACCGGCAGUGGGGCUGGGAGGCGGCGCAGGCCAUCGAUAAAUACUGCAGGGUGAGUGGAGGCUUCUCCGGGGUGAAGGACGUCUACUCGUCCAACCCGACCUACGACGACGUGCAGCAGAGCUUCUUCUUGGCCGAGACGCUCAAGUAUCUCUACCUGCUGUUCUCCAGCGACGACCUGAUGCCGUUUGAGAGCUGGGUCUUCAACACGGAGGCUCACCCUCUCCCCGUCCUCCACCUGGGCAACAUCACCCUCCCCGGCAGCGAGCCGGCUCAUCGGUAGACGGACCAGGACGUCGUCGUCCUCUUCUGCCGCCAUAGCACCUGGGGAGAGGUGGGGGUAGAGGGGGGGGUUUGGGGACGCCACCACCUCCACCCACCUGUCCGACCCACUCGCCCGCCCGCCUGCCCAAACACCCACCCACCCACCAACCCACCCACCAACCCACCAACCAACACACCGGACAAACUUACAUUCAGACUCUGGGCUGCAGACGUGACCCGGAGGACGGAGAGACGGCUCCUUCCGGCUCAGGGGGGAGAGGACUCGUCGGCCCCGCUCUCCUUCUCCGUCGUCUUCUUCUUCUCCUUCUUCUACGUUUUGACUCUCUUCGUCGAUCUGUGUCUUCUCUGCUUAAACGGGACGGGGACGGUGGGUGCGCCGCUCAGCCUCUCGUCGGAUUUGAACAAACUCUUCCUCUGUGAGAGCUUCCGGACGCGAGGCUCGGCCCAGCUUGUUUUCUAUUAUUUUUCUCGUCUUUAUUUGACCAAACGCCUCCACCUCCCCACCCCCCAAACACCCCUCCACCUUACUGACUCAAUCUGAGGCACUGAGAGUGCACGUGGAGGGAUGGGGGCGGGGGGUUGUGAAGGAUCAGUCAAUCGGUUUAACUCUGAACUGAUGGAUUUUCUUUCCAAGUAGACAGACUUGAGGACUUUACAGGGUCUGUUGAUGAGAUGUUUAGUUUUUGUUUUUGUUUUUUUGUGGGAGGGGGCACAGGGUUGAAUCAGAGCCCACCCCACCCCACCCCACCCUAGUCCACUUCCUCUUUAAUCUUCAUCAGAUGAAUUUCGACCUGUUAGCAGAUCUUCACAUCAUCAUGAGUUGUGCCAACAGUCCCUUCCUCCUCCUCCUCCUCCUCCUCCACUCAG
Mugil cephalus (flathead mullet) is the source of this 3361-nucleotide messenger RNA. RefSeq names its product mannosidase, alpha, class 1A, member 2 (gene man1a2). Gene Ontology annotation, biological process: carbohydrate metabolic process; N-glycan processing. Gene Ontology annotation, cellular component: Golgi membrane; endoplasmic reticulum; extracellular exosome. Gene Ontology annotation, molecular function: calcium ion binding; mannosyl-oligosaccharide 1,2-alpha-mannosidase activity. The record is from RefSeq and is a predicted model, not a curated record. Bases 546 to 2492 code for a protein of 648 amino acids. The transcript is spliced from 14 exons. NCBI's taxonomy places the organism in Eukaryota, Metazoa, Chordata, Actinopteri, Mugiliformes, Mugilidae.